Molecule: messenger RNA, 10169 nt
Organism: Porites lobata
Lineage: Eukaryota; Metazoa; Cnidaria; Anthozoa; Scleractinia; Poritidae
Source: the annotation of a GenBank genome assembly
AUGGCUAGUUGUGUUAGGCCGUCGAUACGCGGUGGAAGUCUCAUCGCGAAGAAAUACCGUUGCUUGGGCCAAAUUGGCGAAGGAUCCUUUGGAGUUAUAUUCUUAGGAAAGAAUGAGGAGAAUAGAGAACAGGUAGCGAUAAAAAUUGAGUCCCAACACUCUUCUCAACCGAAAACGCUCUUGGACGAAGCGCGUUUGCUGAGUACACUGCAUCGAGCUAGCGGAAAUGGAAUUGCGGUAAGGAAAUCUUUAAAAUGGUAGUUGACUGAGCAAUUCAUUUGAAGCCUAAUGUGGAAGUGCUGUCGCCUUUCAAAAGAAGACUAUUGGAUAAAUUGCAAAAUUCCCGGUCCACCUGAUAGCCAUGUUAACACGUUAACACGUUGAUCCUUUAAUCCCUCAGUCCAGUCCAGUCCAUACUUUCGAAUGUUACUUCCAAGCAGCCCUGCAGUCAUUAACUUGCGGUCUUACGCAACAACAACGACGACAACAGUGAAAACAUAACUAAAAAAUAAAUUUGCGUUCUAUCAAACUUAAUCGCGUCUAUUAGAAACUGCACAAUUCGUAAAAUGUAGGCGAGUUUUCCUGAAGUUGAAUUCUUAACGACUUUAUCCAUGUUCAAAUGGAGAAAGGACAAUUUGUCGUCGUAAAUCCACGUCCUCCACAAAACGUCGCAUUGGGAGGUUUCACGUCAUAGUCGUCCAGGGGACGUCAACUGAAGCAUCGGUGUACUAAAAAGUGUGAUGCACUUGCAUAGCAGUUGUUUUGCUCAUAAAACCAAUUGUUUUUUGGCUUUAUCGUUGUUGUACGCGUUGUUGUCGUCGUCGUAGGUGCUUCAUUAUAUAACCUCCCUAUUCAGUCGUCGAAUGCUUCUAGUCCUAGAUCUCGUUGUUCAUGUGAACAACAACCCAAUGCGCAACACUCGUAAUGUACUUCUUUGUAAAAACCAUUCGCCUCUGAACAUAGAGUUUUCCCGUCUUUCCUCAUAAUUGCGGUAUAUAUGGCAAAUUUUACUGUCGUUAUUCUGCAAAAAUACGUCGUAUAAGAGAUCAAUAUUGAUAUCGGCGCAAUAUAAGUUUGGUUAUUGAUAUCGCCGCAAUAUAAGUUUGGUUAUUGAUAUCGUCGCAAUAUAAGUUUGGUUAUUGAUAUCGGCGCAAUAUAAGUUUUGUUAUUGAUAUCGGCGCAAUAUAAGUUUUGUUAUUGAUAUCGGCACAAUAAUAAGUUUUUUGCGAAAACGAAGGCUCCGUGCACUGCGAAUUCGGACAUUUUUGAAACCGCUUAUUUUUUUUCCCAGAUUCGUGUGGACGGAGCCUUUAAACCACUCUGGACAGCUGUUUCAAAAAUAUCGGAUUCGUCUGGACAUGACCUAAAUUUUAGGAGCCAUGGAGCGAGCUGCACGUGCGCACGGCACGUGGUUAUCUGUGAGAUUUUGAGAGAAGACAUUUUUUGGCUUCACACUAGAAGCGAAGUUAGUUUCAAGUAAGCACUUGAUUUAAGUGCACUUGGAAAUCUUAAGUCGCUCUGUAGAGAACAUGGCUUCAUACUGGUUGACAAAGUAUAUUACUUGAAGUAAAAGCUGUCAAUCUCUCCAUGCAUUAGAAUCUUGGAACUGCUCCACGUGCACAUCGUGCACAUCGUGCACAUUUCUUAAUGGCCAAGUGCGUUCUCAAGUGUGGUGUAGCCAUACUUGGCAGCGAACUUCGGCUUCUUUGAACUAGGAACGUUUCAUUGCUCACAAAGUUAACUUGAAGUAGAUGCAUUUUACCCCUUCAGAUUCAAAGUAGGUUCUGAGUACACUUACAUUAUACUUGAAGCUCUAAUGGCAAGCCAACAAUUGACAGAAGACGUACUACAGCAGUUGAGUGACAAAAGCAACUGAAUUCGUUAUUUUGGGUUCCUAAUUUCCUGAAUGCAUAACGUGACUAAGUACAGUCGUUAAAAUCUUUUAAUUGGUUGCUCCCACGAAGAAAAUAAUACCAUGCCUCGGGAAAGGAAAGACUGGCUUGGUCUAACCUUCAAAAAAAAAUCAUGAAAGUAAUUUACUUCACAAAGCAAAAGAAAUAAAGAAAAUAUAUAUGUUUCAGUUAAUUUUUUAUCUCAGGUAGUUUAUAUUUUUCUGUAAUGUUUUUGGGUAUGGUAAUGUAUGCUAAUGAAGUUGAAACAAAGGAAAAAUAAAAAUUACCUGAGAUAAAAAAUUAACUACAACAUACUUGUAUACACUGAAAGUUAACCGAAGUGGUAGAUGCAGAAACUUAUAAAUGCCGCGCAUAUACUCAGCAUUUUAUUUUGCAGUUCUUUGGUCCUCUUGUUAUUACGUAACAGACUAAACAAUACGAUUUAUGCCGACAGAUUAAGUAUUCGUGAUAUAGUGUGGUUCAUUUUUUCUCUUGGUUCAAUGCGCAUUAAACUUUCCUUUGUUUGGGUAUGGUUGUAUUUGAUAAAGAGUGCGAAACAAAGGCAGCUAAAAAAAAGUAAAACUAGGAUGGAACUUAACCACAACAAUAACCUACUUCCCAUGUAAAUUUGUUUGGCCACAUCGCAUACGUAUUUCCUCCGGAGAUAUGGUUUUACUUUCGCGUAAAUAGAUCCAAUGGACGCGGAUCAAGUGGAUUGUAUUUUUUUUUCAUCCGCAAUGUAAGUUACGGAGCGAGAUUUCCUCUUCAAAUUUUGUGGAUGGCACCCGAGAUAUAAAUCCAGGAGAGAGUCUCCUUAACUUAUAAAAUGGACCCGUUGGUCGCACGGAAGCACAGUAUCCGCCCUGGUAGAACCGCGGCGCAUACCCGCUGACGGAAUUGACUAAUCAGGGAGCAUACACUAAAUUAGAGAUAUCCACCCUUCCACGGUUGUUUCAACUUUUGACUGGGGCAACACGGCUGGGAAGAACGCCUUAACCCUUUAAGCCCCAAGAUCCACAUACAAAUUCUCCAGACUGAUCUCCAUAGAUUUCUUUUAAGAACAGUUGAGAGAAUUUGGUUUAAGAUCAAAGCAUUCUCCCUUUGUUAAUCAAUUACCUUUACGCUUGGUGAUCUGCUGAUGUUGUCAGGAGAAAAUUGAUGUUGGUCUAAAUGGUUAAAAUCAGUAACUUUACCAGGUUUUAGAGUGAUUUGAACAAAACGAACGAACGAAGAUAUUAUAGCUCCGCAACAUCUCGAACGUUACAGACGUUUGUUUAGUGUGAGGCAAUUUCGUGACCCUCACUAUACAAACGUCUGGAAAAUUUCGCGACAUUGUGGUGCAAUAUAUCCGCUGGCCUUGAACUUUAAUAAGUAAUAGCAUUUAUACACACGAUACAUUUAUUUAUACACGAUAAAACAGUAUGGCAAAGCUGAUGUGCUUGUGUUAAAACUAAACAUAGAAGUUAUUAAAACAAUCAGCAAGACUAUUUAAAAUAGAAUUCAAAGCCUAAACUAUUUACUUAAGAAGCCGACUUUAAACUUUAAUAGUGCUCUUUCCAGAGGUGUCGAUGUAUAUUCGCGUACUGGUCUUUUCCCAGUAAAACUUGAAACAAACCGUGGAAGAGUCUGUUUUAGGACUAAUAUGUCCUGCGUAUGCUGAAUUACAUUUAAUGGUCUUUUUCAGUGCAGGUUUCUUUCUUUCAUUCGCGCAAAUAAAUCAAUUUCCUUUCUGUAGAAGGAACGUUAAAAAUGUUUGAGUGCCUUCUCAGUCAUCAUUUAGAAAUAUGUGUCAUCUUGAAUGUUCAACUACUAAUUGAGAGCCUGGCGUAAAUAUCUACAUUGUCGUAACUCCAUCCAGUCAUCAUUAAUUGGACAGCUCUCCUCUUGGGAAACGCUUUUCUUUUCCCCUUUCCAAUGGCGUUUUGCGUCCUCACUCAUUCUGUUUGUUCCAGUUUUCCACUGAGAGGCAGCGAAAAUAUCUGGAAGUGAAACCGCCAAAUUGGAACUGCUACUUAAACUGGAUAAGGUACUGCUUCUGGAGCGAGCUGACAUCGGGCGUUCAUCAUCCGCUGACAAAAACGACGAAGCAGACAAUAAUCGUUGUUGUUUGUUGCUUUCGUCUGAUUUUCUUCUAAGGUUAGGUGAGGAUUCCCUCAAAGACGACUGUCGUUGUAACAUAUGUUCCCGUUUCUUCAGGAAUAAUCUUUGUUCUGAGUUCCUUUGCUUCUGAAUCUGGCGAGUUUCCUUGCUGAGUGUCGUUGCAUCGAUUGCAUUUCGCACAAGAAGUGUUUUUGCGGUGUUUUUUGAUAAAAGACACACCGGCUCCUCUUUACCUGGUUUCAUGUCGCUGAUCAGAAUUAAUGAAACCCUGGCCCACAAGUUCACGUUACUUAAACACGGUACUUCAAUUCAAACAAUGACGACAUCGCGAAAUUGUUCGUCAUCAUAAUAAUGUAAUAUUGGCUUAUCGUCCUGUGUAAUAGCCCUAAGGCAGCCAAGUGCAGAUUAGCUUGUUUGUAAAUUUGUUUUUUUCACCUUGCAAUUUUCGGUUGAUCAUUUCACUUCAUUUAAAAUUGACAAAGGUAAAAUAAUCGUUGAAUAAAGAUAGCAGUUUAUAGUAAUUUCAAAUCAGAUAAAUCAAAUCUCUAUCACAACACAUUGGUACCAAUAUCAGUAAAUGAUAGAAUGAGGCGAUCAACAGGUGAUUGUUUAGCAUAACACGAGAUCGUUUUGUGGGGUUAUAACAACGACGAAUAAACAGUUCUUAAUGGAGCAAGAAUUAAAAUAAAAAGUUAACUUUUACAUAAAAGUUGCGACCAUGGCAUUGUUUCGGGACCUUGUUUUUGCUAUAAGACAACAUUUCGUUGAUUCAUUAAAAGGUAAAACUAAUCUGAGCUAUGGACCGGUAAGGAUUAGACACUAAAUCAAAUAGGAAAGAUAUUUCUGGGCAUCAAAUCUUUAUCACUAAGGUUGUACCAAAAUUGCCUGAAUGAGUGAAUGAACUGUAAGAGAACAACAUUCGCGGUAGAUUAACCCAUAUAUUGGCGUCUUUCCCAUAUUGGAUAAAUCCAAGGAAAAAACAGUUACAAUGAAAGUGGAGCAAGACUAGUAUAUCUUCUCAGUUAAAACACGGGCACCUUUCAGAAAAAAGCGUUGGUACUUUCAAACUUAUUUGGGACAAACAGGAAACGUUUUAGGUUUCUUACACGGUUUGCCUUUCAUUUUACGGCAAUGAUUUCGCGGUUUUUAUUUAUAGCGACAAAAGCGGAGCACUAACGUCAAUGCUGACAUUCGCGGCUUCCUGUACGGGCGACGAUCGCAUUGUCUUGAAACGUUGCUUUACAUAUUUUUGCUAUAAGUGGAAACUUUUAACAUUUCUAGUAAUUUCUUCUCAGUCAUUGUUUCUGCAGUCUGUUGUUUUUGCCGACCCAAGAAGGCUUUCGGGCCCAGCCAUGUCACCCUGAGGUUCUUUGUUGCUAUAGAAAUGAAUCGCGAAGAUAGAAAUUUUGUGCGUUCUUAAAGGUUGAUUUCCACUGACGCGUUUUUGGUUGCGAACGUUAACGCACGCCAAUUUUAAUCACAUAAAUAAAAUAGAGGCAAGAUAAAAAGUGCUGAGCUUAAACGAGAGGUUGAGCGAGGUUGAACUUUUAGGCUGCGUGCAAACGGAUGCAACAACUCCCAAAAUCGUUGCGUCCGUGUUGGCAGUGUUGUGCAAACGGAUGAAACAACUCCAAACAAUGUUGGAACCUGCAGUGCAUCGUGGGAAGGAUACAACCCACAAGUCUUUGUAAACCAUGCGUAAUGAGCGUGCGUGGCCCAAACAAUGUUGGAAGAGCUGUGCAAACGGAUCCAACAUUGUUGCGCUACGCUUCGGCGAUCACGGAACCAAAGAAGUGUUGGCAGUUGUUGCUGGAAAGUUUGACCGGUUUCAAACUUUGCGCAACAACACGCAACAACAUCAAACAACAUGCAGCAGGGAGUGCAAACGGGCGCAACAUGUAACAUCCAACAAUGUUGUGUCCGUUUGCAUGGGGCUUAACGCUUAGGAACGACUUUUCAUGCAUUACCUCUAUUUUAUUUGCAAACGUAAAUUUUACGCACGUGCGCGACGGAAAAAUUACGCGACACUGGAAAUCAACCCUUAUUGCAGCAGAAUUAACUGGCUACCACAAUGUCAGCCCUUUCCGCACGUUUGGGAUAGUAAGGACAGCGCAAAGAAAACUGAGCUCUCUAUUUAACGCCCCCCUUCCGCUAUGCGAACGCCUGAAACAGACCACCACAAUGUACAAGAGUACCUCAUGCAUUUCACAUGCCAUUUUAGGAAGGAUUCCCUCAAGUUCAUUGGUCCGGUCAAGAGGUUAACAACAAUAUUUUAAUCAUGGAUCUUCUUGGAGCUAACUUAGAUCAACUGCUACAAAAGGAGUCGGGCAAGUUUAGCUUGAAGACCGUGAUACAGCUGGCAGAUCAGAUGAUAUGCAGGAUAAAGUUUGUUCACGACAACGGCUAUUUACAUCGUGAUAUCAAGCCUGAGAACUUUCUGAUGGGUAGACGUGACAACGCCCGCAAGGUACGCUUAACCCUUUAAGGCUCUGUUUACAAGGAGGGAGGGUAACACUCGUGCAAGGGUUUCCCUGGCAACAGGGUUACCUAUAUUAGCUCUCUCGCAUUUCUUUUUUUUUUUUACACGACGUGUUUACCAGGCAGGUAGGGUUACCCUACCUGAGUGCUAGGGUUACCGGCCGUAGCAAGAGGGUUACCCUACCUGCCUUGUAAACGCUCCGCUAGGGAUAACUCGCCUACCCGGGAGAACUUUCCUCCGUUAUAUGUGACCACUAAUCUUGACGAUUUGAACGGAAUUACCCAAUUUCUGAGCUAGAUUAUAUAUAAACAUCGGAACAAUAUAAGGUAUUUUCUGUAUAUAAUCAUAAUAUUUUCCCGUUUUUUCGCGACCUUAUCGUCUUUUCCAUAGAGAACUUAAGUUUUAUUUCACAUCUUGGACGUUACACUGAAUGUCACGCAAACAAACACGUCAAUAAAGCUGCAUGGUAAAGUUGACCCGGGUGAUGAAAUUUGCUUGUAAACCAGAGCUAACUAGGGUAAUCCUAGCACAGGGGUAACCCUCUCUCCUUGUAAACAGUGACCAACUUCAAUUUUCUCCUAAUCAUAUCCAUACAUUGUCAAGAGAUUAGGUUAUGAGAAUUAAUAAAAUGAUCACCCAAGAGAAAAUGUUUCGAUCUUUAAUAUCAUAGGUGACGAAUUACUCCUCACACGAAAGGGCACAUCAAGAAGGACUCUAACAGGUAUUUUGUUGAAAAAUUCUGAACUUAAGCCAAAUUUAAUCUCUAAACGUUCGAGAGAGGGAAGUUCUCGAUCGAUGCGAUCCAGAAUAAACAUGUCAAAAAUCCAAGAUUGCUAACGUAAUUCGUCACCCAUGAUAUUAACAGGUAAUCAAAUGGUAUACUCGUGAAAUUAUUCCCUAAUUUCACUCGUCACCAUUUGAUUACGCGUACUAAUCAAAUUCUCUCAACCCAUUCUUUAAGGAAAUAUAUAGAGAUCAGUUUGAAGAAUUUGUAUGUGUAUCUUGGAGCUUGAAGGGUUAUGAGUUUUUUACAUGUUUGACACUAAGGGCCGUACAUAGUUUGUAAUGGUUUCAAAUCUAAGUCUGUGUUCACACUAUAAAGUAUAGCUUUUUGCGCCGGCGCGAAAACCGUACCAGAUAGGGCUUCCGUUCACACAUAAAAACGGUGAUUUUGGCGCGAGUUCUGUGACGGAGCGAGGCUACGCCGCGCCGAUCUCUAAGGUGGAGAAUCACAUAGUCGGAUAGAUGUCAGGGGCGGAUCUAGGGGAGGGUGCAGGGGGUGCGCACCCUCCCCCCCCCCCCCCCCCCGAGAUGACCUGCAGUUUUCUAAUACAACUGGUAUUCUGCCAAAAAAAAAAUAUGUGGUUUAUUGGUGUUGAAGAAGAGCAAGAGACGAGUGCACCCCCUCCUAAAAAAAUUCCUGGAUCCGCCCCUGGAUGUUCAUACUAUGCUGGGUAGCUUUUUGUGUCCGCACGAGGCAAACGAAAAACAAUGGCAAUUUUUUUUUCGUUUUAAUAGCUAUUUGAACGCAGGGUAAGCGUUGAUAAAUGUUCUCAGUCAUUGAUCGCGCGUUAUUUUGAAAUAUAUCUUUGAUUGCCAAUUUGAGCCACUUAAAUGAGCUACAUUUUGUGAAAGUGUCGUGGCAAAAAACAAAAUAAUCACUCUUACAGAACCGGUCUCAGAGAAAACCUCUUGGAAUCACCUUGUAAGCAAGGCAGAGUCCAAGAUACCGAGCUGGCUUGCUUAUUAAGUCAACCAUAACCACACUAUUUGGUGACAGAAAAGGAAAAAAUUGUAGGCAUGUACGUAAGCAUGUUUUGAGCUUGAAAAUAUUUUAAAUGAAUGCUAAAACAAUAAUUCGAAAGUCACAAACGUACACGGUCACCAAGAAACUACGGUUUUUAUGUUCACAAUGUGCUCCAUUUGUUGAUGUUACUGGAAGUAACUCCAAUAAGCAUAGCAGAUCUGAGGAACUGGGUUAGUCACAUUGCACCUGUAGGAGUUCUCAAAUUUAAUAGUUAUUGCAAAAAGGUGGGCGAUAUUUUUCAUUUCAAAUAUUAAUACUAUACUGACUAUUUUCUGAACUGGCUGAUCUACUUUAUUCGUGGGAUUGAGUCAGAGAAGCUUUAAGUUAGUGGGAGUUAAAUUAUGUCAUUGAAGGAUUGAAGCACGCAAAUAAUAUGGAGGCAGCGAAGUCGAAAAUAGGGCACUCUUUUAUUUACUGUAUGAGUUGAGUGUGAUAAAACUGUACGUGCUUAAAGCAUGAGUUGUAAAACUAGCUGUUCAGUCUGUCAGUCAAUUUUUUCUGCAAAGAAGGAGUACAAAUUAAAGAUCUACAUUCUUGGAAAAUGAAAUACUAAAUGAUAAGAGCAAAAGUUUUAAUUCUUUCGCAAAUGGGUUCGUGAGUUAUUGAUGCUAAAAUUAUUUCAAAGAAACGAAUGACCUGAGGGGAAAUUAGUUACUUUGGGUUGACAUUAGCGUAAGAUCCAUGGAUAGGAGUUAUCAAGUUAAUUCAAGUCAUUAAGAGAAAAACAGCAUCAAGUCUAUAAUCGAGCGUGUGGGUUCAAAGAGUUAAUUGCGUGGUGUUUUUAGUGUUUCGUUUUCAACAUGUUUAUAUUCAAUUAUUUUUCUUUUAUACACCCUGUCGUCUUGGCUGUAUCCUUUAAAACAUGUCCUUUUUUGCACGUACGUCGAGUUACCUCUUUAAAGACAAUUUUUAUUUAGUAAAAUGUUCUUUCAGCAUUGACCGAGUACAAUGCUUCCAUUAGUAAAGGGGCGUACUUGACAGAAGUGACUUACAGUGUAUUCGUACAUUUCCUUACGAUCUGAUUAGCGUGCAGAAUUAAAUUUUCUUUUCUUUUCAGUACGUGUUGUUUAAGAAUGAACAAAAAGCAUUACGCUAAGCCCUUCAUAAGUUCCUGAGUCAUCUAUGGUUAGAGAUGGCCCCUUGUUUUAUGACAGCAGAGCACUUUGUCUGUUUUUACCGAGUUUUUUGCUUUAAUUGGUUAUAUAUAACUUCUAUCUUUUUCAAUUGAAAAAACUUGGUGACAAUUAAACUACAAAGUUUUGCCGAAAAGAUCACGUGGGUGCAGAGCUCAGAUAUUAUUUUUGUCUUUUUCUUUCUUUUUCUUCUUCUUGUUUUUUUUUUCUUUGUAACUCUCUUUGAAUUAUCAAAAUUAUUUAUGAUUUUUCAGGUUUACUUGAUUGAUUUUGGUCUCGCAAAGAAGUACAGGGAUAAGCGUGUUCGACACAUUCCUUUGAGGCAAAAAGAGAGUUGCGAACUCACAGGCACCGCUCGGUACGCUAGUUUGAAUGCCCAUAAAGGGAUGGAGCUGAGUCGGAGGGACGAUUUAGAGUCCAUUGGCUUUGUCCUUCUUUAUUUCCUCAAAGGUUCCUUACCUUGGCAAGGACUUCAAGCUCGCAGCGACCAGGAGAGAUUCAAGUUAAUAACUGAGAAAAAGCUUUCGUUUUCGGCAGAAAGGCUUUGUCAUAAGUUGCCUGACGCAUUCAAAGAUUAUCUUAACUAUUGCAGAGGAUUAAAAUUCGAAGAAGAACCGGAUUACGAAUAUUUGAGAGAUCUCUUUCAACAGCUGGCGUCGAAAGUAAAAAUUGAAUUAGAUGGACGAUUUGACUGGAGUCCAAAUCCGACCAAAAUAAGUCGUACAUGUAAAAAUAACGAACAGAAAGAACUAGAAUAG